AUGAAUAUAUUCCGUUUACUUGGAGAUUUAUCUCACCUUCUAGCCAUAAUUAUAUUAUUACUUAAAAUCUGGAAAACGCGAUCAUGUGCAGGUAUAUCUGGAAAGUCGCAAAUACUAUUUGCGAUAGUAUAUACAACUCGUUAUUUGGACUUACUGACUACAUACAUUUCUGCAUAUAACACCGUCAUGAAAUUGGUGUUCAUCGUGGCAUCAUAUGCGACUGUUUAUUUGAUGUAUGUGAAAUUCAAAGCUACUUAUGAUCACAACCAUGACACCUUUAGGAUUGAGUUUUUAUUGGUGCCAGCUUUAAUAUUGGCGCUGUUGAUAAAUCACGAGUUUACAGUACUAGAGGUAUUAUGGACCUUUUCAAUUUACUUGGAGUCAGUUGCAAUUCUGCCGCAGCUAUUUCUUGUAUCUAAAACAGGAGAAGCUGAAAGCAUCACUUCCCACUACCUAUUUGCUCUCGGUUCCUAUAGGGCCCUUUAUCUUCUGAAUUGGGUGUAUCGCUAUUUCGUUGAGGAUCACUAUGAACUCAUAGCUAUAGUAGCUGGAGUUGUGCAGACUAUACUUUACUGUGAUUUCUUCUAUUUGUAUAUUACAAAAGUUCUCAAAGGGAAGAAGCUACAACUGCCUGCAUAA
Messenger RNA from Chilo suppressalis (striped riceborer), 639 nucleotides. Lineage: Eukaryota; Metazoa; Arthropoda; Insecta; Lepidoptera; Crambidae. The record is from the annotation of a GenBank genome assembly.